AUGGCCCAGGGUCUGAGAGAGAGAAACUCGGAUAUCCAUAUCCUAACAGGAACUCUGAACAUGUUGGAGGCUAGUGGAUGGUACUGGGCUUCCGUGAGCAGGUAUGAAGCCGCAGCUCUUUUGAGCGGGAAGGAGGAGGGAACCUUCCUAGUCAGGGACAGUGCGGACCCCGGACAUUUGUUCAGUCUGAGUCUCCAAACAGCGCGCGGUGUUCUCAGCGCACGCAUCGUCUACACAGAACACGGGACGUUUCGUCUGGACUCCAUCGGAAAGCCGUGUGACAGUCCACACUUCGACUGUGUGGUGAAACUCUUGGAUUUCUACAUGAAAGAGUCUUCUGGAGGGACGACAAAACACCGCUGGGUGGAGCCGUGUGGGUCACCCUUCCCGCUCAAGGUUUCACGGCCGCUGAGGUGUAAGGUGUGCGACCUGAAGCAUCUGUGUCGCCGCACAAUCCAUGCACACACUCAGAAAGGUCAGGUGGACGAGUUAUAUCUACCUGAAGCUCUCAAAACAUAUCUCAAGGCUUACCCCUACAGGCAUUAG
Molecule: messenger RNA, 546 nt
Organism: Branchiostoma floridae (Florida lancelet)
Lineage: Eukaryota; Metazoa; Chordata; Leptocardii; Amphioxiformes; Branchiostomatidae
Product: suppressor of cytokine signaling 3-like
Exons: 1
Coding region: 1-546 (181 amino acids)
Biological process (GO): intracellular signal transduction; phosphatidylinositol phosphate biosynthetic process
Cellular component (GO): phosphatidylinositol 3-kinase complex
Molecular function (GO): 1-phosphatidylinositol-3-kinase regulator activity
Source: RefSeq, a predicted model, not a curated record